This is a messenger RNA of Apodemus sylvaticus (European woodmouse), 5636 nucleotides long. RefSeq names its product solute carrier family 30 member 4 (gene Slc30a4). The record is from RefSeq and is a predicted model, not a curated record. The coding region runs from base 296 to 1588 and encodes 430 amino acids. Gene Ontology annotation, molecular function: zinc ion transmembrane transporter activity. Gene Ontology annotation, cellular component: plasma membrane. The transcript is spliced from 7 exons. NCBI's taxonomy places the organism in Eukaryota, Metazoa, Chordata, Mammalia, Rodentia, Muridae. Gene Ontology annotation, biological process: response to zinc ion; zinc ion transmembrane transport.
CAGACCCCGCGGCCGGCCUCCCAGCGGCGCGGGGCGGGCGGGUGCAGCGGCUUGGGCUCGGCCUCGGUCCCUGGCCCGGGUCGCAGCAGCUCGAGCUCUCCCGGGCGGGGAUGCGCGGCGGCGGCGGCCGCGACCCGCAGGUAACAGAGCGCCGCUGGGUCCGGAGCUGGCGCGCGGCCGGGGCGCGGCGACAGUAGCGGGUCUCGUUCUCCCCACGAUGGGCAGGGACGCGCCGCGCUGCCCUGAGGAGCCCGAGCGCCGGUGAAGGCGGAGUCGCCGGCCGCCCUCCGCUGCCAUGGCCGGCCCCGGCGCGUGGAAGCGCCUCAAAUCCCUGCUGAGGAAAGACGACGCGCCGCUGUUCUUAAAUGACACCAGCGCCUUCGACUUCUCGGACGAGGUGAGCGACGAGGGGCUUUCGCGCUUUAAUAAACUUCGAGUCGUGGUGGCCGACGACGACUCGGAAGCCCCGGAAAGGCCUGUGAACGGGGCGCACCCGGCGCUCCAGGCCGACGAUGACUCCUUAUUGGACCAGGACUUACCUUUGACCAACAGUCAGCUGAGUUUGAAGAUGGACCCCUGUGACAACUGCAACAGACGGCGCGAGUUGCUGAAGCAGAGGAAGGUGAAGACCCGGCUGACCAUCGCGGCCGUCCUCUACUUGCUUUUCAUGGUCGGAGAGCUUGUAGGUGGAUACAUGGCAAACAGCUUAGCAAUUAUGACGGAUGCACUUCAUAUGCUAACUGACCUUAGUGCCAUCAUUCUCACCCUGCUUGCUUUGUGGCUGUCCUCAAAGUCACCAACCAGAAGAUUUACCUUUGGAUUUCAUCGUCUAGAGGUUUUGUCGGCCAUGAUCAGUGUAAUGCUGGUGUAUGUACUUAUGGGAUUCCUUCUAUAUGAGGCUGUGCAGAGGACGAUCCAUAUGAACUAUGAAAUAAAUGGUGAUGUCAUGCUCAUCACUGCAGCUGUUGGAGUUGCAGUUAAUGUCAUAAUGGGGUUUCUGUUGAACCAGUCCGGUCACCAGCACUCUCACGCUCAUUCCCACUCCCUGCCUUCAAAUUCCCCAAGCAUGGCAUCUAGUGGACACAACCCUGGGCAGGACAGCUUGGCAGUGAGAGCUGCGUUCGUACACGCCCUGGGGGAUUUGGUACAAAGUGUUGGCGUGCUUAUAGCUGCAUACAUCAUACGAUUCAAGCCAGAAUACAAGAUUGCUGAUCCCAUCUGUACUUAUAUAUUUUCAUUACUUGUGGCUUUCACAACGUUUCGCAUCAUAUGGGACACAGUAGUGAUAAUACUGGAAGGUGUACCAAGCCAUUUGAAUGUAGAUUACAUCAAAGAGUCAUUGAUGAAAAUAGAAGAUGUGUAUUCUGUGGAAGAUUUGAAUAUCUGGUCUCUCACUUCUGGAAAAUCCACUGCCAUAGUUCACAUGCAGCUAAUUCCUGGAAGUUCAUCUAAAUGGGAAGAAGUACAGUCCAAAGCUAAGCAUUUAUUACUGAACACGUUUGGCAUGUACAAAUGCACUAUUCAGCUCCAGAGUUACAGACAAGAAGUGAUCAGAACUUGUGCAAAUUGUCAGAGUUCCAGUACCUGAGUGUAUGUCCUUGGGGUCAUCGGCCUUGUUUAUCCUGCAGUACAGACUUGAGAGCAAUAAAUGCGAACCUGAUGGAGCCCCUGACAGCUGGGUCCGUGUCAAGCACCAGUCUCCCCAAGACAGGCUCCGCUCUGACUGAUCUGUGCAUGAUUUUCAGAUUAAGAAGUCCCAAAGUACUGUUUACAGAGUGAGCUGUAACUCUGCAGAUACCUCAUUAGAAGACAAUCCAAGACCAUACUUCAUAAUUUGACAGAGUACGCAACAUGUACAGGAAGACUCAGAAUUCAGUAUUUGCGUCUAAAAACUACUUUUUUCAGGCCUUUUAUAUGUAGUCAGUGCUAGCAAACUCAGUGUUGAAUUAUUUGGGAUUUCUGUCUCUGUGUAAUCUUGGCAUCCAGUUUCUGGAAUUGUGUUCCCUUUUUAUAAAAAUUAUCCCUCAACUGAUUUCCGAAAGUAAUUAUAUCCAGAAAAUGGAAUAAGCAUGUAUUCCUAAGUGUUUCAGAACUGUCUUAUUUCACAAAUAACUUAAAAGCAAAUUUUCCGGAUAGUACUGGGUUUUGAAUCUCAAUAUUUUUGAUUAUUUGUACUCUUGUCAGAAAUAUUCACAUAAUGUGGUCACUGACCUUAAGUUAUUUAGGAAAACUUUAAUAUAAUUAUGGAUGGCAGAAAUUAGAUUUAACCUCAAAUUACCUUACCAUAUGAUGAUCUAAAACAGAGAAGCAAGGGAUGGGCUGUAGAGUUUUGGAUUCUAUCUUCAGGAAAAUCACUUCUGUGCUUUAUGUAGAAUUGUCUGAGGACAGUAGGAGACAGCAGAGUUUCAGCAGUUAUCCACUGUCCUUUGAGAACCGCCAGCAUUUGUUAGUAACCGCUGACUUAGCAUCUUGUUCCCAUGUGCACACCAGGUUGUCUGUGUGCAUCACAGCAGGUUGUCUGUGUGCAUCUUCCUAUGGAAGGCUAAGGCUGAGGGCAUUAAUGACUACUGUGUGGAGUACCUUUGUUACUCCAGAGGAAAUUUCUGUUACGAUAUAGGCUAGGAGUUCUCCAUGGAUUGUGGAAACCCCCAAAGUACAAUCUUGAAGUUUUACAAUAAUGCCAUAGCAGAAAGAUCCAGAGGGGUUGGGCGGAGAAAGUUCUUUGAGAAAACGCAAGGUAAAAGGUUUUGUUUGUUUUGUCUCGUUUUGUUUUGUAUGACCGUGUAUGUGCACAGAAGAACUGAAAUAAGGAUAGACACUAAAGCUGUGUCUUUGGAAGCUACAUAAAUAUUUCCAAGCUGGGAAGGCAAUUGGCAGCAGUUGUGUUAAAGAAUCAGUCAUGAAUGUUCGUGCUUCAUUCUCAGGAGUUGCUUUGAGAUGAGCUCACUUCAACCUAGACACUUUGUAUGGCUCUUGUCUCCUCAGAGAAUCAGAGUGGAGUAACACUGUCCCAAUCAGGUUGUGAGGAGAAAUCCCAAUGGUGUGUAAAUAAAGAAUGGGAAGUUAAGACUUUCCCUGUAUGUAAAAGUGAAAAAGAAAACUUGAGUUUUCCCAAAAGGUUGUUGGGAAUUGAUAGGAUCAAAACACAGCUGAUGUUUCUCCAUAAAACUCAAUGGGUUGAAUUCAAAGUUUACUUUGAAAAAACAAAGGGUUUACUUUGUUGAACUUUUAUUGUGAGUCUAUUUAAAAUUAUAAAUAUUUGAACGUCAAAAUUUCUUAGAAUAUAAAUGAAAUAAAGCAGUGAUUAGCAUGAGUUAGAUGACAGGCAUUUAAGUGGCUGUCUGGGCAUUUGUGGCCUUUAUAUACCUGGGGCAGGGGGAGGAAAAUGUGGUUCUGUUUUUGUUUUUUUGUUUUGUUUUUUUUUUUCCGUGACAGGGUUUCUCUGUGUAGCCCUGGCUGUCCUGAACUCACUUUGUAGACCAGGUUGGCCUCGAACUCAGAAAUCUGCCUGCCUCUGCCUCCCAAGUGCUGGGACUAAAGAUAUGUGCCACCACUGCCCGGCUGAAAAUGUGCAUUUUAUACUUAACGUUUUCACACAUCAGUUGAGCUCAUUUCUUGUAAAUAUCCCUUUACCUUAAUUUUGGCAUAUCUGGAUUUUCAUGUUGACUUAGUCCUUAAUAUAUUUGGCUAAACAGCCUAAAGAUCCAUUUGAAUAUCAAGAAGGUUGUGUUCAUAAAAAAGCAGAAACACUGACAACUUCUGUAAGUCUUAACUAUCAUAUUCACUUCAGGUGGGCGUACCUGUGGUCUCUGCACUUCACUGUGGCAGCGGCAGCUAGACUUUGUGCUUCACGGGUCCACAAGAUGGAAAGCUGGGUGAUUGUUACUUGUUUAACGUGUCAGAACCCAUAGAGGAAGGACAUUAAGUCAGCAGUUACAUCAGGGACUACACAGCUGUAAGAUUUGACCUGUCUUUCUCCUCUUGAGACACAGUGCACCAUGGCACAACCUCUCAGUUAGCUGUGAGAACUCUUUGCUCUGCACAAAAGCAGGAGAUGCAGUGCUAAUCUUGCACUGAGAAACAUCAGGACAAAAAACUUGGCAGUUCUCCCCUGCAGAUACUCUAAAGAGUAUUUGCAGAUAAUUAGUUGCCAUAGACAUUAACCUAUAUUUUACAACUUCGGCAUACCAAGAAAUGCUACUGAGUAAGACAUACUUGAUAGACAGAACUGGAAGCUAUUGUAAUUCUUACAGGCAGCUAUGCUAACUUUCCACAGCUAAAGGUCUUAAUGUGAGCACAGAUUUUCACAUUCACAGCUUCCAUCUGCACUGUUUACCAGAGUCACUAGAUGUCUUGGUUUACGGUGUUUCUUUUCAGUUUGGGGUAGAGGUUUUUGUUUUUCUCUAUGACAUUAUUUCCUGAUUAUAUGACUUUCCGUAUUCUGUCUUAAGCCCAGGUGGCCCACCUGUCAGUAUUUGUCUUUAGGAGAUCCUUCCCAGAGAGGACACAGUCAAGAUCAGAAAUACACGAGCAUCUCUCUCAUUUUUCAGAGAGAACUUUCAGCCAAUACUUAGAAAUGUGUUUCCAGGUGAGAAAGGCUUUUAAAACCUCAGAUCAUCCCCUGCCCAGGAUUUCUUCAUGGGAACAUGGUAGAGAAUAUGAGACAGAAAUAGACUGAGCAGCUACUGUGAAAAGCUUUGAGUUUCUCAAAAUGCCAAUCAGCAUUCUUAGAGAUUUUGAUCCUGAAGCAAUCUUCAGCUGCCUUUGGUUUUCUGUAUUUAUGACUAUUGGCAUAUGAUGUUCUUAUAGAAUCUGAACUCUUGCUGUUGACUGCCUUGUACGUAGCAUAGUUGAAGGUACAGAAUGUGCCAUACAUCCACUACUGCUCAGUUCAUCUUUGGACCACUCUUAGUUACAAAUGAUCAAUGACAUCUCACUAGCUACUGUGCUGAUUGGGGGAGGGGGGAUCUGAUCUCUAGGUAAUUGGCUUAAUAUCUCUGUAGCCAGAAUACCAUUUGCAAACUCUAACUCCAGGUCUAUCUAAUGGAUCCUAUGGGCCAGGGCUUCAGAUUUGAUUUUGCAGUAGAUAUAUUGUUUGUGAUGUUAGUGGGAGCAUGCAAACUAGAGAAAAAGAAAAUGUGGGAAUUCCUCAGUAUUAUGGGUUCUGGUUACAAAAGGUUUGUUGGAGACCGACAGUCAUUUUCUGAUUUUGUUAAGAUUGUUAAAUGUUUAUGGAGACCUUGCCAGCUAAAUCCGUGACAGUGUCCAUUUAAAUAGUACAAUCGAGAAUACCCUGAAAUAAAUGCAACCCAAAGUUGAAAUGCCAGGAUACCCCUUUUCUACCCAGGAGAUAUCUUAUAUUUGGAAAAUGUCUGCCUCUCUAAAUAAAUAUGUGAUUAAUAAGCCAUAUCACAGUUUAAGAAAUUGUAUAUACUUUCCUGUAUGCCCCUCCAAAAUCCAAGUAUUUUGCAUAUGAUUGAUUUUAGAAAGAUUUUGAAGCUGGGCUUUAUCUGUGUAAUGAAGACCAGAUUCUUUGUAUAUGUACUGUAUUUGUAAUUUUCAAAUGAAAUUUCCUAUACAAUUAUUAAAUAAAGUGUUGUUUUGCCUUGUGGUUUAUUAAAAUUUAAAAUGUACAG